Messenger RNA from Triplophysa dalaica, 2148 nucleotides. It is a transcript of the gene arf6b, whose product is annotated as ADP-ribosylation factor 6b. Gene Ontology annotation, biological process: vesicle-mediated transport; intracellular protein transport. The coding region runs from base 699 to 1226 and encodes 175 amino acids. The record is from RefSeq and is a predicted model, not a curated record. NCBI's taxonomy places the organism in Eukaryota, Metazoa, Chordata, Actinopteri, Cypriniformes, Nemacheilidae. Gene Ontology annotation, cellular component: cytoplasm. The transcript is spliced from 2 exons. Gene Ontology annotation, molecular function: GTP binding; GTPase activity.
UGGUUAGUGUUGACGUAGCCAAUUUCACAGUUACUCGGCGGUUGUCGGCUGAUUGUAGAAGUGAACACCGGGGUUGACACGGGUAGAGAAUGGUGAGCCUUUGCAGGCGCACGUGAGCCACCAUUCGAAUUCGGGACGGUUGAAAUCGAUGCGGCUCAGCUUCGGACAGCCCAGAUGACAGACCCACCGGCCAGCCAAUUUAAUGCUUCACGGUCGAGGCUCUGAAGGUCUUUAGCUGCUAUUCAGUUACAUUUUGGGGGAAGGACGUGGAAAAGCCCCCGAGAAGGACAUUCACGCGUCAAGAGGAAGUCUUGAAACACCGCUGGUUCUUUAAGAGGUCUCGCCGCACUGAAAAUCACACAGGAAAAGCUCUUAAAAUAUAUUUAAACGCUGCCUUUCGUCGUUUUUGAAGAGCUUAGACCUUCUUCAUCGAGUGUGUAGUACUAAAAGUUUCAGUACUCUCGCUUAAUCAAUAGUUCAGUAGUCUUCUGGUGCUUGUUUUAUUACUCAUAACGGUGACUUUAUGCCCGGCAAUUAACGCGAUACACACCCCCGUCGUCCUGUUUACUUCCAGACUUGACAUUCCCAGAAAAAGAUCUCGAAGAAAAAAAAACAUCCAUUUAUCAGUUUGUAUUGUCUUAAACAAACCGUAUCUAACUUUUGUGGAGGGUGGUAACCAUUUAUGAACAAUUUACAAGAUGGGGAAAAUGCUGUCAAAGAUAUUUGGUAACAAAGAGAUGAGAAUAUUGAUGCUCGGAUUGGACGCCGCUGGGAAGACCACCAUCCUAUAUAAAUUGAAGCUCGGCCAGUCCGUGACCACCAUACCCACCGUCGGUUUCAACGUGGAGACGGUCACCUAUAAAAACGUCAAGUUCAACGUGUGGGACGUCGGCGGACAGGAUAAGAUCCGUCCCCUCUGGCGGCAUUACUACACGGGCACUCAAGGGUUAAUUUUCGUGGUGGAUUGUGCGGAUAGAGAUCGAAUUGACGAGGCCAGGCAAGAACUCCACCGCAUUAUUAACGACCGAGAGAUGCGGGAUGCCAUCAUUUUGAUUUUCGCUAACAAGCAAGAUCUACCUGACGCCAUGAAACCGCACGAAAUCCAGGAGAAGCUGGGACUGACACGCAUCAGAGAUAGGAAUUGGUACGUGCAGCCCUCAUGUGCGACCACCGGAGAUGGACUAUAUGAAGGCUUAACUUGGUUAACAUCUAACUACAAGUCUUAAUGACACCGUUUGGCACUGACUGUUUAGGACAAAUAAACUCAAUAUGAGGAAAAUCGGAGCCCUCUAAUGCAUUUUCGUAAUGUUUUGAUUUAUAGGUAACAUUUAUUUUUGUUUGAAAUUACCAUUACAAAGUUAUCGUUUUGAAACCUAAUGGGUUUGGCUUGCUUUUAGUUUUCUGUGUAUUGUGACACACUUGUCACACACCACGGACUGUGUCUUAUAACAUGAAAAGUCAUUCCUGGAUGAAGAGUCUCUAUUUUUUCUUUUUGACAGUAUAGGUUUUAUAUCUUUGUUGUCUUCAGCUUCUUUCUUUGAAUACUGAAAGUUAAAAGUUUAAGUCCAUCAAUGUGUUAAAGACAUUUUGUUCUGCAAUGUUCAGAUUUGUCCAGGCAUCUACUGUAGCUCAGCGCGGUUUUGCUGAGGAGGUUGUAGCAUACUGACUGUAAGUAGCUGCGUGAAGUUAUGGCACGGUUUAAAACCCAUUUAAGAAUGAUAUCACUGACAUCCAAUAAUAAUCCACUUGUAAAUGAGUCCAUGGAACAUUUUAUGCAAAAGUAUUGGGCUAUAAUACUGGAAGGAACACUUUUGCCAUUGACAUGCUUCUCUUUACACAGCGUAAUCGAAAAGAGUGAUGUUUUGUGCUCUCAAAAAAGGAUUGUUGACAGAGAGAUGCCAUUUGUAUCCCGUUUACCAUUUAGGCCAAUCACAUUGAACAGAUUGUCUUUCACUUGCAGUUCUCUUUCUAAAAUGUGGGAUUAUUACAUUAUUGCAUUUCAAAUGUAGUGCCUGUAUGGUAGAGUGGACAAUUUUUUAAGAGAAAUUUUUGAUCCUGUUCAUUUCAUCUCUUUCCUUGACUCAUUUUGAGAAAAAUGUACAAAACAGCUAUGUAAGUGUAACUUCAAAUUAAACUUAGUCAUUUUAA